This is a messenger RNA of Exserohilum turcica Et28A, 828 nucleotides long. RefSeq lists its product as uncharacterized. Gene Ontology annotation, biological process: mitochondrial respiratory chain complex IV assembly. The transcript has 2 exons. The coding region runs from base 114 to 656 and encodes 180 amino acids. Gene Ontology annotation, cellular component: mitochondrial inner membrane; mitochondrion. The record is from RefSeq and is a predicted model, not a curated record. Lineage: Eukaryota; Fungi; Ascomycota; Dothideomycetes; Pleosporales; Pleosporaceae.
CGAAGCCAUAGUGACUGCGCUACUACGCCGUGUCCUUCUAUCCACGUUACCCACAUACCAAUUGCGAAUUCUACCCGCCCGCCCGACACGAAUAGCACAUUCAUCCCACCACCAUGUCCGACGAUACGAGGCAAACAGUCGACGCAAAUGCGCUUCCACCAAAGCCCCGCGCGCCUGCAAAUAUCAUGCCUGGUGGCACCGCACAUACAGCAGGCGGCGAGAAGCCAUCGGACGCUGGCCCUACAUACAUCGACGCGGUGCGAAGCCUGGGCCCGGAAUAUUACCUCAACUUUCACAAGCGACCAUGUGUGCGAGACAGUCAAUUGCAAGGGCUAGCAGCUGGUUUUGCAGGAGGAAGCCUAGCAGCUAUAAUAGGCAAGCCGGUAAUCACAGCUUCGAAUUGGGCAGUAGCAACAUGGUGCGGUGUUUCUGUCAUUUCCUACCAAGUCUGCCAGUACUACCGCUCCAAGGAAAAGGCCGGUAUAAAACAAGCACAAGAACUCAUGGAGAAGAAGCGCGCGAGUAUUGAGGCGAAGAAGGAGGCCAGACGGAGAGCAAGGGAAGAGCAGGACCGACUGGAAAGGGAGCAGAGAGCAGAAGAUGAGAGAAAGAGGAGCUGGUCAUACUGGUACCAAAAAAAUAUCAAGUUCUGGUAGCUUAUGGCAAAGAGGGGUACGAAAAGUGUUGAGCGCUGGUCACAGCAUGUGUAUAAGAAUGUGUACAUUACAGAACAUGUUACGGCAGUAAUGGUUAUGUGAAUUCCAAAGCACUUCACAUAUCAUUCUUUGGUACCAUACAAUGACUCCUCUUUGCAAGGGGGGCUAAUCA